UUGGCAAUGCAAAUGUCCAAGUUUCUCUUAGUAUAAUAUAAAUAAAAUGUAUUGAUAAUACAAGAACCAUGUGACCCAGAUUUAGCAACAUUCUUAAAAACUAAGAGCCUUUGGCUCGUCAUAAAAUCUUGAAUUUCAGACCUAUGAGAAAAGCUCCUUCAUAGAGAAGAUACUUCAUAAAUGUGUGCUGGACAGCCCCAUGACUUCUCAUCACCUGAGGGGCUGGGAACUCCUGAGGAUGGAGGCCUGCUAAGACCAUGGCAAAAAGAAGAAUGAGCAGGAAUGCGCGUGACCUUUGAGUCUUUUUUUUUUGCCCUGCAGUUCAGCCACCUGCUGAAGCGACCCUUCUUAGAGCAACCGGGGCGCUUUUCACAGUCGUUUAAUUGGUUUCAUGACCAAACUGAGCGGAAAAACUGUGACCGUCAUGACCUCAUUGGUGCCCCCCUGCAGGCUGUUUGCUGGAGUCGGUGUCGUCGGCUGAACCGGAGUGGAGGCGGGUUUUGGUUGUUGCGGGUUGCGUCAUUUCCGGACAGAGGACGGCGAGACACGUCGGAGCCGCAGCUUCUCAGUCGCUGUAGUAACGUCCGUGCGUGGAUCGGGAGGCUCGGCGCUGCGCGUUUGGAGUUCCACGGCUGUUUUCUUGGCGUUUUUCCUGUUCCGGUUUGGUGAAACCUGAGACGCAGCGGAGGACUGAGGUCCGGACGCGGAGCGGAGACGCGCGUUUGAACUUUUUCUGCUGUUUGUCAGCGUCUUGGACUUGCUUCACCUUCGCUGGCAGCUUUUUUUUUUUUCAUACAGUGAAUGAAAUCAGCUGAACUCCAGGUGUGGGGGUUUGUUUUCUUUCCUGGAGGGGGCUGAUCACGGAGCGGCGGACACCAGAGAAGCGGCGGCUCGGCAGCCACCUGACCUCCUGGAAAAUAAGACGGCAGCUGAUGACACUCCGGCUCAGAGCCUUACGUGGCGCAUUAAGCUCUCUGUGGAAACGAGGCGUUUACUUAUAUAACUUCAGGUAACUCCCAAGUCAUUUGCUGGAAUUAAAUUAUUUGGACUCUAACCUUCAUCCGGUGCGUUUGGGUGACGCCGCAUGAGCCCCAACAUGCGUGGAACAGGAGCGCAGGAGGGCACGCCGCUCUGAUCCCGCGCCACCACCCGCUCAUGCGCGUGUCCUAACCCGCAGCGGUGUGGCGCCGUGUCCGAGCCCCUCUGCAAGGAUGAGCAGCACCGACCUGGAGCGCAUGUCGCUCAGCUCUUCCGCGAACUCGGUGGCCUCCAGCGCGCGGACGCUGUCGGCCAACGUCAGGAAGCUCCACAACGCGCUCAACCUCCUGCUCAACGACUUCGAGAGGGAGCAGUUCAUCCACUGCCUGAACGUCUACCACUCCAAGAGGAACGUGUACGACCUGGUGCAGACGCUCAACGUCAUCCUUAACGCGCCCAGCAAGCGGCAACUUCUGCCCAUGCUGCGGCUGGUCAUCCCGCGCUCAGACCAGCUGCUCUUCGAGCAGUACACCUCAGAGGGCCUGUACCUGAAGUCGGAUUUAGUUGCGAGCAAUGGCACCCCAGAACCGCCCCCGGGGGACUUCCCCGGUGGCAACCCCACGACACCGGGUCAUUUGUCGCCCAUCCAGCCGGCCGACGGUCAGGUGGCGCUGCGCGGCUCUCCGGACAGCUUCAGCACCAGCAGCGAUGGGACAGCUCCGCUGGUGCCGCUCCUCGGGAGGAACUUCAUCCACGAGCCCCCGGGCGAGCUGCGCCAGGUCACCAUGAAGAGGCACAAGAGCCAGGAGGGGCUGGGCUUCAGCAUCCGCGGCGGCUCGGAGCACGGCGUGGGCAUCUACGUGUCUCUGGUGGAGCCGGGGAGCCUGGCGGAGAAGCAGGGGCUGCGGAUCGGUGACCAGAUCAUGAAAGUCAACGACAAAGUCUUCGACAAAGUGACGCACGCAGAAGCGGUGAAGGUGCUGAAAGGCAGUAAAAAGCUUUCCCUCUCCGUGCGUUCAGUGGGAAGGAUUCCAGGCGGAUAUGUCACCAACCAUGUUUAUACCUGGGUUGACCCUCAAGGUCGCAGCGUGUCGCCUCCUCCUGAUCUGCCUGAGCAUCGGAGCGCCACCCUGAGGAGGACUGACAGCCAGCGGCGCAGCAACAUGCAGCUUCUGCAGGAGGGAGACGAGAAGAAGGUCAACUUGGUUCUGGAUGACGGCCGGUCUCUGGGUCUCAUGAUUAGGGGCGGAGCUGAAUACGCACUGGGAAUUUACAUCACCGGAGUGGACAAGGGGUCGGCAGCAGAGUGCGGUGGACUCAAGGUCGGAGACCAGAUCUUGGAGGUAAACGGCCACAGCUUUCUGAGCAUCCCGCACGAGGACGCCGUCAAGGUACUCAAAUCGUCACGGCACCUGAUGAUGACGGUGAAAGACGUCGGCCGCCUGCCGCACGCCAGGACGGUUGUAGGAGAGACCAAGUGGAUCGCCAGUUCGCAGAUCGCAGAGAGUUCUGCCAACAGCAGCAUGGCCAGCUUCUCGGUGGAGCAAGGAGCAUCUGUAGCGGGAAAGCCUGGCUUUUAUAAGGGUGUGGCCGGCUCCCAGGUGACUCUGUCCAGCCUGGUGAACCAGUCGAGAGCGAUGCUGGAGGAGCAGGCGCGCCACCUGUUGACCGAGGCGGAGCGUCAGACCAUGAACUACUACGUGGAGGAGUAUCGGGACGGACACGUGGGAGUGGAGCAGCUAGUUAUGGCGCUGUUUGAGCUUCUGAACACACAUGCAAAGUUCUCCCUGCUGUCGGAGGUGCGAGGGCUGGUCACCCCACAGGACCUGGAGCGCUUUGACGGGCUGGUGCUGCGGCGUGAAAUCCAGGCGCUGAAGGCGCGGCAGGGAGCGGCUGGAGCCUCUGCGGUGCCGCCGGACUCCCUGUCCAUGGUGUCGUAUCCGGACACGCUGACCUCCUCCUCAGCCAGCUUCAUGACCAACACCACCCUCAGUUCUGCACGGAAUGACAGCGUGGCAGAGAGCAACGAGGAGGAGCCAGCGGAGAGCCUGAACAUGCUGCUCACCGACAUUUCUCUGGAUGAUGUUCAGUCAACCACAGCUGAGUCCCCUCCCUCCUUCAAGCCUCCGCCCCCACCUGGGGCGCAGAGGCAUCCAAAUAGACGGGAUGUGGCGAAGAAGUGUCCCUCGUCCGAAUCCUCUCACUCGGGCUUGUUCUUCACAGCCCCCCCGUCUCAUGUCCACAGCAGGGGCCCAGCCCACAGCCCCGCCUCCCCCAAUUUACACCGCAAACAAGACCGCCCCAAAGACCCGUCUCUGGAUUAUACUGCCAUCAAAAAAAAGGAGCCCCCGCCCCCACCAAAGAAAGACAAAAUAUCUUCUGCCAACUUGGCAACUGUUGCCCAGCAUAACAUCGGCCCUUUUCCCAGGGCACACUCCCCAAGCAGGGGUCCCAAACUGGCCGCCCCCACGCCUUCACCUCCACCACCGCCACCACUGCCCGCUCCUCCCCCUCCCCCUUCCCUGCAUCUUAAGCCAGCUUCUGUGUCCAAAUCGUCCCAGUCCUUGUCUCCCGCGUCCAAACCGCAGUUUGUUACCGUGGAGGUUCACAGGCCCAACGCUGAACCUGACGUGAAUGAGGUGCGGCCGCUCCCCCAAGCUCGAGGUGGCGCCUUUUCUCAGCUGUCAGACAGCGGACAGACUCUCAGUGAGGACAGCGGCGUGGACAUCGCCGAGUCGGGACAUAGCAAAGACCUAAGCCCCCAUUCCUCACGCACAUGCCUCCCCCGGGACACAAAGGCCUGUGGAGGGGACAACCCCUCCAAACCGCCGGGGCUGUUGGAGCCCACCUCCACUCUGGUGAGGGUGCCAAAGAGUGCCAGCACCCUGGGCAUCGCCAUCGAGGGUGGAGCCAACACCCGACAGCCGCUGCCACGAAUCGUCACGAUACAAAGGGGCGGUUCAGCUCAUAACUGUGGCCAGCUGAAGGUGGGUCAGAUCAUCCUGGAGGUAAACGGUGUUUCGCUCAGGGGCCGUGAGCACAGAGACGCCGCGCGCCUCAUUGCUGAGGCUUUUAAGAACAAAGAAAGAGACUACGUGGACUUCCUGGUGACCGACUUCAAUGUGGCUCUAUAGCUGUGAGCCGGAGAGGGGGACCCGACAAAGUAGUACCCAUAGGAGUGCGGUUCACACAGAUGACCACAGAGACGUCCAAGCAGAUUUAAAUGGCACAACUCUUAGAAUAAUCGAGCCCUUCCUCUCUCGUUCUAAAGCCUGAACACGAUACUGUUCUUCACGCUACGAGGCAUUACUCCCAGCCUGGGACCCCCACAGGACUGCAACCUCCCCACUGUGACCUCAUAUUCACUGCAGUGGGGGCGGUGAAUCUUUGAUCUGUCUGGUGAAAGUGAUGGACUCACAGCUAUAUCUGACCUGAAACCACCCACCUCCACUUUGUGUUCCUUUCGUUUUGCUUUUGUCUGAGAACGGAGCGCACGGAUGCUUGACUUUACAAGUUUGGAUUUCUACUGUAUGUAAAAAUGGAUAAAUGUAGAUACAGAUGGAUAUAUACUGUACACAUGAAAAUACCCCUAUAUGAAUAAAGAAAACUAUCUUUAACCGCU
Oryzias latipes (Japanese medaka) is the source of this 4600-nucleotide messenger RNA. It is a transcript of the gene whrna, whose product is annotated as whirlin a. NCBI's taxonomy places the organism in Eukaryota, Metazoa, Chordata, Actinopteri, Beloniformes, Adrianichthyidae. Gene Ontology annotation, molecular function: protein binding. Gene Ontology annotation, biological process: sensory perception of sound; auditory receptor cell stereocilium organization. Gene Ontology annotation, cellular component: cilium; stereocilia ankle link complex; plasma membrane. The record is from RefSeq and is a predicted model, not a curated record.